This is a messenger RNA of Xyrichtys novacula (pearly razorfish), 17789 nucleotides long. The record is from the annotation of a GenBank genome assembly. Lineage: Eukaryota; Metazoa; Chordata; Actinopteri; Labriformes; Labridae.
AUGUCGUUGUCGGUACCGCAGAACGGAGUGAAGGCGGACAACGAGCCCGUUAUCGAGCUGUUCGUGAAGGUAAGACUGCAACAGAAUUAGUUUUGGAGAAAAAAAAGUUUUUACAUUUGGAGUUUCUUUGUUACUCUGACUAAACCAAUAUGAGUGAGCGGUGAUGAUGUGGGAAUCAGGACCAUAAUUAUGUCCGAUUUAGAAAUGGAAUAUAUUCUGGACACGCAUGAACAUUGUAUUUCAACAAAGCUAUGGCCAAUAGCGAUAACCUUGCACUGAUGUUAAACCCGUAUGGUUUCCUACAUUGGUUGAAAGGAUUAUCUCGGUCGUCUUUGGGGAAAUAGGUUGGGAUUCUCAACCCUCCACGUUACUCUGACCAUGUGUAGCCCGCAGUGUGACACGCAGGGCGGAUACUGGAGUGUGGUGAGGGGAGCGACUGCCAUGCUGGAACGAUGGGGGCUAAUUCGCUAACAAAAGCCCUGUAGCGUGAAUGUGGUCUGCAGCAGCCACUUUUAUACAUCUAACAAUUUCCCCUCUUUGCCAUUGCCUUUUUGAUACGUGUGAACUAAUUUGUAUAACACUAAGUAUCCCAAAAAUGACGGAUUAUGGCUCUACAGGACGUUUCAAUGUUAAGUUUCAUUCUUGGAUAUCCGUUUAGUCUGAGAUACCUGAGAGUUUAUUGCGAUGGACAGUUUUCAGUCAAACACAUUUACACUAUUGGACAAUGAGGGAGAUUAGGCGAUUAGUACCCUAAGGGAGUGCUUUUUUUUGUUGUGAGUUGUGUCGUUUUUGUCGUUUCCUUUAAGCACAGCUUAGCUUUUCGAUACUGUGAUUGAUUAAGAAGCUUAAUAGUUGGACCUUGCAGGAAGCCUUUAUUUUUUAAGUUCUACAAAUCUCUAUCAAACGACCCCUGUCCCAGCAGUAAUAAUGUGAAAGUUUGAAGGGUCUCGAAAGGCUGUUUGCCCCUCUUCUUUUGCCUGUUCUCCAGGCGGGAAAAUGGCAGAGAGGGGAAAAAAGGGGGGGCUUUGGGGGUCCUCCUUUGACAAGCAGAGGGUGUGUGAUGGCGUCACUGGCUGGGACAUGAGGCAAGGUUAUAGUUAAGGGGAGAAAAAACCUGCACGCACGAUAUGUAGUAUAGACUAGAUUUGUAUUCCUUAAAUCAAAUCUUGAAUUUGUUCCAUUUAGUACUUUAUGUCCAUUCUGACCUGUUACAGCCAGCUCAGAGUGAGGUUUUGUAUUCAGGUACUGUAGCUAGGGCUGGGCGAUAAAACAAUUAUGAUAUAUAUCGAAAAUUAAUUUCCCUCGAUAUCAAUGUAAAACAUAGUCAAUAUGCUUUUCAAUAGUCGGCUUCUGCCUUGUUUUGGUAGACUAUAAGAAUAGCCAAUGAAAAGGGGAGUUGCUCCGGGUCCGUUUCGUGCUGAACCAAUCAUGUGCUGAAUUAGAACCAAGUAGCAAACAACUGCGUAGUAGCAGGCAGCAGCUACACGCAAUCAAUCAUAACACGCAAAGCCGACAGCACUGUUGGGGAGAAAAAAAGAUAAUGAGUGUUACCCCCAGCAGAAAUGCAGACGACGGCUUAACAGAUGACGAUAUCGUCAACAACAUUGGCACGAAAACGUCAGUAGUGUGGAGGUAUUAUGUUUUUUUGAGGUCGGACAUGAAGCAGAGUACAUGUUCUCGCAAAGUCGGGGGAUACCUCAAAUCUUUUUCACCACCUGACAUGGCAGAGCAUGCACAAUUCUAAAGAUUACAAACUUCGAGCGGAGCAAGGAGCCCAUGGCGCCUGUGCAGCCGAAACAGCUGACCAUUCAGUCUGCUCUCUUUAGCGCAAUGCCUUACAACAAAACGUCAAAGAGACACAAAGACCUCACAGAUGCAGGAGCUUAUUGUACUGCAAAACACAUGCUACCAAUAAGCACUGUUAAAUUUCAUCUUUUAUAUUGUGAUAUAUAUUGAUAUCAACUGAUGUAAAAAAAAAAAAAAAUAUAUAUAUAUAUAUAUAUAUAUAUCGUGAUAAACUUUUCCCAUAUCGCCCAGCCCUAACUGUAGCUAUAAAUUGGGGUGACUUUUCUGUUACUUUUUUUUUACAGAUUUAACAGGAACACAAACACUCCUGUCUGACUUUUCAGGGAUAGGGUAUAGUCGCAUGGUAUUGAUGAAGCUAAGAAGCGGGCCCCUUGCGUAGAAGAGGCAGGGUUAAUGGAAACUAACUCUGAACCAUUUCGAAGUCUACGGCCUAAAGGAGAGGUUACAUCAUUCCCUGGCCUGGAAAGGUUAUACAUGUGGCCAACUCGUCCUCUUUCACUCCUCCGUCCUUGGUCUGCCUGUGUAGCCUGUUGUGUACAGAACAGGCACUUCUUCCACUGUGACUUUAGCCUAGUGUGCUGUCUUAACAACUUCCACAGCUCUGUGUUAUGUGCUAGUGUCGGACAUGUCUACAUCUAUUAUUGAUGCUGCUGUUCUCACCCUGCUGCAGUAAACACAGUCAUGGGAGACAAUGAAAAGCACACAGGUUGCCAUUGGCGCAUGCUGUGAGCCAGGCCUCUGGAAACAGCUGAUAACAAACUGUGUGAGCUCUCCACUCACAACAGUGUUAGAUCUGCCGAGGCACUGCUACCCAUCAAUGCUGACUUAUUGUUUUACCUAGAAUGCUAGUUAACAGUGUUUGAAUGUUCAGACUAAGCAAUUUUACCCCACUAGAUUAUAGCUGACUGGUCCAGUUCAGAGAUUCUUUGAUUAUGCAACUUGACAGACCUGGGUGGUUUUUUAGCAGCUGUUUUCACGUUGCCAUGGACAACGGUCAUCCUCAAGGCAGGGCAUGGAUGUUAGGUUUGUCUGUCGGCUUUACUGCUGUCAUUUGCAAAUGAACAUGGUGUAAUGGCUUUGAAAUAGGGAGGAUGGACCUUUGACCUCAUAACUGCACAGCAGUUUAGAUAUUGUUUUGCUGAUAUGAGAGGUAUUUUGUGCCAGUGUGGUGUACAGGAUGACUUCUACGCAUCCACCCCUUUACUGUUCGACUACUUUGUAACAAACGUGUUAGAGCUGAGGCAGUAAUAUGAAAACCUAAAUCUACUGUAUUUAUGUUCUUUGAUGGUAGAGGGCGUAUCACUGUUUAUAAAGCAAGAAAGAUUACAGAGAGCAAAUGCAUAUAAUGACAUUGAUUUAGAGUUGAAUAUUAUAAAUGUCCUUAUCCACUCUUUUCCUUUUUGUUAAGUCUUGUUUCGUGUAAAUAUGUCAUACAAACUUGAAGCUGUUCGGACAUUAGAGGUUGUCUACUUCUAAUAUCUCCAGAUGAUACUGUAUUUUCCUAUCACUAGCAAAAUUAUCAGGUUUUGUUUCGUUUUUGAUUUAGUUUCACAGUUUUUACUAUUCCACUCUAAAUUCAUUCAGACAUGCCAGUGAGUCAUCCAUGCCGGAGUGUGACCUGACUGUACUGUGGUGAACAGAAUGUAAAUGAGUCUAGAGGAACAGGCAGGCUUUAUCUCUACUCGUGUUUGCAUCUAUUGGCUGCAAGUGUGCCAAGAUCACACCACUGGUUGUGAAGCCUUGUGCUGCUUCCAGACUUCAAUGCUGCAGCCAGCAGCAACAGCAGAGCCAUUGGGCAUGUUUGAGAAGUGCUCUUGAGUCUGGUUGGCAUGAGAGCCUGUCUAUGUUUAUGUUAGUUCCUCAGGACAAUACCGUAGAAACCAUGGUGACGGAAUGCAAGAGAGAUGCAAGAGAGAGACCAGGACUUGCAUUGUCUUCUAUCUUACAAAUAUGUAGAAGCAGUUAUCAGUGCACAACAAAAGGCCUUUUCAGGUUUUAAUCUUUUUAGAAAUUAUGUUUCAGUCUGUGUAUUCCUCCAUAUAUUUUGGUGUACCAGGCUCUGGGUCUUCUAAGUCCACUCAAAAGGCUUAUUUCAUAUUGCGCUAUCAGUGGCAACAUGUGACUUAUGCCUUGUGAUUGGCUGUUUAAUGAAACACAAUGACCUUGUUCAACACUGAGACUGCUUCAGUCAAGGCUGCUGCUCGAAAUUACAUACAUGGUUGGAGUAAACAUGGGUAACUAGUGUACACCACAGUUGUUUAAAGGGUUAUCCCCUGUGGCAGAUGGUCAACAAAGGUUUGUAUUGAAUUGGUCCAGUUUCUGUUUAGUUCAAGAAUAAUAAGUCAAUAAAGUAGUUUAUUUCCUGCAAGCAAAUAGCAUUGCUGCUGUUGGCAUGAAACUUUGGGGUACAAUAGUUGAUAGGUUGUUGCAGACCUCUUUGCUGUUUUUUUCACUGCAGGGUUAAUUUGCCUCUCAGUCUCUGACCUGAUCACUCUGGCAGUUUUGUUACAAUCUGAAGAGGGGUUCUCCUGUUUUUUUUUGGAAAAAGUGUUUUGAAAAGUCGGUUUGCGUUUGAAAUGUGUAGCCUGGCUUGCUGUGUAUUGUGCUGUCCAGCUUAGUGCAAUGUGUCUCAAAAAGGAAGAGCUUGUCUCAUUUGUGCUAAUUGCUAAUGAGGUAUUUACCCUACAUGCCCAAGAAAAGGAUUUAUCGCCACUCCUGAACAACAUGGAUCAGGGGAUGUAGAGAUUUAAUCAUUCAAAUCAUAUAAACAGCUUCUUUUUGGUUGUUGUUUUUUUUCUUUUUUUACUACAGAUGACUGCAUCUGUUUUAACCCACAGAUCAGAACACAGAAGAAAACAAGUCUUUCUUUUCCUCUGCCUUUUGUUACUUCAUCUUCAUUGCCAGAAAAGCAGCAUGAUACCUUUUUAAAGGGGCAGGAUUUCUCCAGUUGCCUCACUUGUAACUCAAUCAGUCUCAACAUGAUACAGUCUGCUUGUGUUUCUCGUGCUGUGCUCAAAGUGUAUGUAAUCCAAAGAGUGUUGCUAUCUGUCUUUUAAAGGUGGGCUGACAAGCACUUUUCUGAAAUAAUCAUCGCUCCAUUAAGAUGCGCUGAGUGCUCCAAAUGUCAAUCUAGGCUUAAAUUCUUCACAUCUUCAUCUGGGGACCAAAGAGCUAAAAAUGAAGAUUUCAAACUUAGUUUACUAUGCCCGUUGAUAUAAUAUAAUAUAAUCUGGAUAAAUCAUGCCUUUCCAGAAGUGUGUUUAGACUUUAUCAUUUAUAUGUAAGACUUGAUUCUGAAAAAGAUACUAUAUAUGUAAAACUAGAUCAAAGUGAAGAGUGGCAAGCAGAUAGUCUGCUUGGAAUCGCAGAUGAGGCCAGUGUUAGCGUGGCCACAGUGCAGGCAUUUGCUGCCAUGACUAUCUGCCAUAUGUGUUGUAACAGCAUACUGGUAUUGUGUUGGUGCCAAAGGCUGGCUCACAGCUGUCUACCAGCCAUUUGUCUGCAGGGGUCAUUUGGGUCAGAUAUGAAUGUUUUUAGUCCUGUACAGGAUUUUAAUAUGUUUUUGUAAAUGAGUGUGGACUAGUCUUAAUGUUUGCUUCUGUACAAAUGUGAGGGAAAACAAGUGUCGAUGUUGUAUAUAAUGAAUGCAAAUAGUCUGCUCUAGUCAUCCAUCUCAGGGUGACUCCCACAUGACUGUGUGCUCAUCUUUUCCAUCAUUUUGGAUCGGUAUUAAAUGUCACCAAACAGCUGUCUUGUUCCUUUUGAGAAUCCUGAAAUAGGUUUUUUUCUUAUCUGUGCUUCACUGAGGCUUAAUUUAUUAUUUUAAUAUGAUUAAGUUCACGUAUUAUUGCUGUAUCACCAUUACACAAACACACUUUUUUUUUUCGGCCUCAGUCUCCAACUUUCCACAGAAGCUGGAGGCUCUCCACGGCCCUUGUGCGCUAACACAGAAGGCCUGUGUCUAACUGGAAGUCUUAAUGUUUCCACAGACUGAAGUCAGCCUGAGUCAGAGCCACACCAGGGAUGUGAUGGCAUUUCCAUUUUCUGGUUAGAUCUGACUCCUCUGUACACUCAUCUGUCUGAAGCUGGUUACACGCUGCAACUCAACUCUUAUUACACACACCCAGUCUAGCAUGGGGCAUAGAGUCUUAGUGCUACUUUGGCUAUGGUCAACAUCUACUCUGUAAACUGAAGGCUGGCAUUAGAUGUCUUCUUGACUUAUACUCUUAGAUAGUUUUUGUUUGUCCUGUAUGCGACUGUGUAAAUGUCAGUAAUUUGAUGAUUUGAUUUGUUGGAUUAAAACAAGGGUUUGGAGUUGUGAGAUUUCUAGCUGGUAGUCUGACAUACCAAGUAAUUGAGUUGUCCGGCUAUAAAACUUUAAUUAUGUUUAAGCAGCUUGAGUGAUAGCCUGAACAAACUCCCUUUUUUUAUACUUCUGACAAGUAGGAAAUGCCCAGGUAAUUCUAUCUUGGUAAACUGGCUUGCUGUGAGUUUGUCUGUGUUGGUAUGGUUACAAUCCCAACCCUCGCCCAGUCUGUGUGCUUGUCCGGCUAACAGGGAGAGGCGUUGCUAUGAGGUUACCAUGACUGCCUGCUUUCAAACGGACAUUCCUGCUGUGUGUCAUGGCAGAAGGAGGGGAGCUGCUUGAUACAUUGUUAGUUCCUUAUUCGGUCAAAGUGUGGCUUGAACUCGCUAAGCAGCAGCCCACCCAAUUUAGAAAAUGAAGUGUGUUGGGGAGGGGAAGGAGCAGGCCUCCAUGAUUCUAAAAUUAGACCGUGAGCUGAGACUGGGAGGACCGUGUCCAGUCAGAACAGCAUCCAUUGUCCCUCAGUACUGACUGUUUUAACUGUAAAUCCACAACACCAGGCAACAUCAAGGAAAACUGUAUCUUAGAUAUUAAUGAGAGUAUGUAUAAAGUGGUGAAGCUUGAUAUGAUUUCCUAGUGAGUAAUUUUGCUUCAACAUUAUACAUACUAGUGCUGGGCGAUAGGACGAUAGAUAUCGUGGGCACGAUAGAAAAUGUCUAUCGUGCCAUUUCUAUUUUUAUCGUUUCGGGCGAUAGGCUGUAUUUUAUCCAUAGGGCUUGUGCCAUCAGAUGAUUCAUAGUAACAACAACAAUAAUUGCACAUUCAGUAAGUGUAUUUGGUGUCAAACGGGAAAGAAAACAAUAUUUUCUUACAAAGAAAAGGAUGCUUUGACAUGUAGGCUCGCAUUUCUCUUUCGAUUUUACGACAUGACGCCGCUUUACGUGCCCUCUUCGUGUCCAGCGUCUCCCGCCGUUGCGGGUUACCUGGGUUACACACGUGAGGGGAUCAUUGUAAGCAGUGCUUAAUUUGUGCCGGAGCAAGUCGGAGUGCGCUCCGGGACCUCUUUUGAUCGGAUCCGGGACCUAUUUCAGCCGCUCCGGCACCUGUUUCAUCUGCUCCGGGACCUUCCCUGUAGAGGAUGACGUUUGUCGGGAAUUCCCGUGGGUCACGUGAUUCCCGCGGGAAUCCCACGGAAUGGGAGUCAUUUUUUUAUUAAUCCCUUGAUCGGGAUGGGACGGGAAAAAAAGCAACGGGAGUGGGCAGGAGCGGGAACAACAUUAAUAGAUGAUAAUUUUCAGCCGUGUUAAACAACCAGAUGAACAGGUGCGUCCAUUUUUGUAGUCAUCUCUCAGUGAGAGCCAACACUCUUGACCGCGCUAGCAACACAAAAGAACUACAACAGUGGUUUGACUUCCUGUCAGCUGGGAGCGCGGCUGCGCAUUUCUACCCUUCGAGCCAGGGGCGGGGAAACGUAAUUUUGUGACAUUCUGUAGUUUUUCAAUCAAUUCUGGAGUCGUGGCGAAUCAAAUCACCUUACCUGACUGCCCCUGAUAGAUGAAUAAAGCGCUCGAAUUCAUGCUCGGGUCUUGCUACGUGCUUCAAGAGUAAAGUAAACAAUGAUGGAGGCAGAGAGCAGCUUUGGAGGAGAAACAUCCAGCAGUGUGAACAACCUCUUCAAAAGAGCCCUAAAGACCUACCUUUUUAAUGAAGCCUUAGGUUAGCUUUCCUUUAUUCUUUUACUACCUUGCCUCUUACAUUGCAACUCUUUUAUUCGUUUAUGCCUUUUUUUAUGCCAAUCUGUGACUGUCAUUCUAUUGCUUUUUUUAUUGUUGCUGCUCUUUUUUUACUGUGUACUGUAGCACUUUGAGAUUUUUUGUAAAUGUAAAGUGCAUUACAAAUUAAAUUUAUUAUUAUUAUUAUUAUGGAGUGCUUUGGCUCACACUAUCGGCGUUUUCUGUGAGUGUUGCAUAACUUUGGGUGAGCACAGACAUGAACGCACUUCAGCCACGUAUUUAUUUAUUCAUUUUUCUAGUUUUAAGCGCUGGUCUUGUACUGGCACUGUACUAGGGCAGCUGUAUACACUUUAAUUUUUCAUAGAACUGAAAGCAUACCAUAGCUAUAUCGUGAUAUAUAUCGUUACCGUGAUAUAAAAUGAUCCAUAUCGUGAUAUACAUUUUUUUCCAUAUCGCCCAGCACUAAUACAUACUUACUACUACUCAACUUUUUAUAUAGACUCUUUUAGCAGUGACCCAAGUUAAGACUGCUGAUGCAUAAUGUUACAAGCACAGUAUCAAAAUUCAAAAAGUCAGUAAGAGGUAUUGGCAGAUGUGAACAUUUCUGAUGCCAGUAUUUAUCAAUAGACAAAAAUUGAUGCAUCAAAUAUGUGCAUGCAAUAACAGCUCGUAGGGAAGUAUCUGUAAGUAUCAGGAACAUAGCAGACACAUUACUGUGUCUAUGUGUAAAGAAAGUGUGAAUUUUCUGUAGAAUCAGGUGUUUUGGUUGUUUUUAAUUUCUGUUUCUGAACCAAAUAGAAUAUCACAAGAAGAGUAGCAGGUAAACUCUAUUACAGGAGAGUCUUCACAUUGAACAAAAGGAGUGUAUUUAUUUAGGGGUGGGAAUCACCAGUGGCCCCACGAUACGAUAUUAUCACAAUACUUGGGCCACAAUACAAUAUUAUUGCGAUUUUUAACAUUUUGCAAUACAGUGAGUAUUGCAAAACAAUAUAUUGCAAUUUAUAAAAUUUUUCAGCUGUUUAGCUAAUUUAGCAUUCGGCUUUACUGUAUGUUUAUCUUAUUUACGCUGUAAUUUAUUUUCAUGUAGCACAUCUUGCAAACCUUUUAUGUAUUUGUUGUUCUUUCUCCUGCUCUAUAAUGUCACCUCUGCCAACCUCACUAGACAAACAGUUGAUUUUAUUUUUCCAUUAUCAUAGAUUUUAAUUCAUAUUAGCAAUUAAUUUGAAAAAUCGAAACUUGGUAAAUGAGACGAUACGAUAUAUCACCAGACAAAAUAUCGCGAUUCUAUGCGGAAUCGAUUUUUUUUCCCCCACUCCUAGUAUUUAUUGGUAUAUGGUUGUCUGCAACCUAUCAAAAGAUAUUGGCACAACAGUAAAAGUUUAAUGCUGUGCAUGCCUAGUGAGGACCUAGCAUCAGCUGAGUGUGUCACGUUGGCCAUUAAACCAGUGGUUUAUCUGUGAUUAUAAAAGAAGAUGGAUGGAGUGAUGACUGUGUGUUUUGAGAAGAGACAGUGUUUACAAGGCAUCAGCGCCCCUUUGCUGACUGAGGACCCAUUGUCCUGUUACGGGACCAUGCUGUCCUGGACACUGACUCCUAGAUAGCAUCCGAUUGGAGCAUGACUCACACCCUCCACUGAGCAGCUGUGUGUGUGUUUGGCGUUAAAUAAACAGGCAUCUGUUGACUCGUGUCAAUCCAUUGAGCCUAAAUAAAGCACCAGAUUGUGUUAGCAGAAGUCAGCUCUUCCCACUCAUGUGGCAUAGUUGUUACUUCACAUCUGGGUAAACUGUAUCCUGUACCCCUUAAAAGGAUGGUGUGACCUUCUGCAACAGGAGUUGAAAUAGCAGGCUGGUAACUGGGAACCAUUAAGUGUUGCUUUGAACCCUGCUUGCAUUUGCAUGUUAACUUCUUGGACGCCGUUUUUUUAGAUGAUCGGCUAUUCCUUAUAAGGGCACAUUUGCAAAGACUUCUCACCUCCCUGGUGGGAUUUUAUUGCUGUUUUUUCCCUCCCCAAUGCUCACUGGUAACUGGUCUGUAACUCUACAAACAAUAAGCGCCUUGUGUCAACGCUGUAUGAGAGUUUCUCCAGAAGCCCUUUUGUGAAUGUCACACCCGAAUAUUGGCACUCUGGAAAGUGAUAGGAGAUAACAACAGCACAGCCGUCAUUAACCCCUUCAAAGUAGCGAAGUACCAGGAGCUUAAUUUAUUUCAAAAUCUAGUUUUCUUCUCUUGAAUUAGUCUCAGGUGCUGCUUGAAAAUGGUUAUACGUUCAUUUAUUGCCUUUCAGAGCACCUUAGUUGGGAACAACUAAGUGAAAUGUUGAAGAGAAACGUCCCAAAAGUGAAGCAGUUAAGAAAGUGGAAAUAGAGAUCAACAGCAUCAUCAGGUAAACUAAACAAAGCACCCUCUCGGUGGAAGUUACAGGACAUUUCUGGAAUAGUUUCUUCCUCCUCCCCAAAUGCCCAACCCAACCAGUUACUCCACAGAGGGGCCCAGGAAAAGGGGAAAGGGAUAAAGAAGGAAGAAUCCCAAGAAUCAACACAGAAUCCAAAGCUCCUCUCAAAGCAUCUAUUACCACUUGUUGCAUGUUGUGUCCAUUAGCAUUACUGUAGUCCCUACUUCGCUCACUGUUUCCUGUAAAACCUCUUUAGCUGUCUUUCUCUGUAGCAGAACUGUGCCGUCAGUGCGGUCUUUGACAAAGCAGGAGUCUGCUCUGCUUCAGAGGGUGAGGCUCAGCUUCCAAGAAGAGACUAAAAGAGAACGAAGAGUGUGAAAUGUCUUCCUCAGCUGCUGUGACCUUCUUCUAGGCCACUUGAGAGACAGAACUAAAGAUGAACCCAGAUUUAAAUCAGCUUGUUAUGGCGAAGCUCAGAAAACAUCAUUUUAUUUAACAAAUAGCAGUACUUCAGUUGAGAGCUAGUGUCAGAUAGUCUACCUGCAAAUAGGAAAUCCUCUCCAUGCUGUCUGUUCUUCUCUUUCCAUGUCAUAUGUGUCUGGCUAUUGCCAUGGGAACUGUUGCCGUGGUGCACUACCACCCUUGAUCCAGAUGGUUUCUUUGUAGUUGUAGUGCUGUGUGAAAAAUAGAAGUUUUUCAGCAGCUGUUUCUUGUCUAACCAGGUGACAGUCAUAAUACCUGCAAAUUUAAUUUACCUAAGCUCUGUUUUAGAAUUUAAUCAAGUUUAUCUAAAGGGGGGCCUCGAUUUGAAGAACAAAAGCAGUUUUCUAAUCUAAGCUUUUCAGAUCUUGAAUGUGUGGGGGGGUGGGGGGUUAAGCAGGGGAGGGCACAGUACAAUGAGAGCCAGCAGGCAGAUCAAACGGAGCCAUCCUACUGGGCAUCGCACAGAGGACAACAGCAGCCAGGCUGUCCACACCAGCAUGAAUCUGCUGGACUCUCUGAGUGCUUGAGAACAAAGUCCACUAUUCAAGGCAGUUCUGAUAUCAAGAAUAUACUUGAAAGGUGAUUGUUAAGCUAUAACUGAUUUGACCAAACCUGACAGAAUGUAAAAAGAUGCAUCUCUUUGUCCUCUGUAUUAUUAGGAGGCACACUCUGCAUGUCUAAACAGAUACCAAGGACAGAAUGCUGCUUUGAGUGGUAAGAGAAGAGUGAGUUAGAACAGGAGAGGCAGUCAAAGCUGAAAAAGGUUUAACAGAGACCCUUCAAAAGUAAAAUGCUGAAUGAAAUGCUGUUUUCCAGAGACACUGGGGAUACUCGACCUUCAUGCUUGACCGUGUGAAAAACAAUAAGAGGCAGUCUCUUUAAGCCUUUAUGUCUGGAAAAUGGUGUAUCUCAACAGACUCACUCUCAGAGCUACAAAGCCCUGCUUUAAGUUGUGAUUAAGAUUUUUCUUUGGAAAUGUCUUUAAAGUAAAAAUCUUUAUUUUAAAAGGAGUCCAUGUGGACCAAACUGAUUUGUCUUUCAUAGUGAUGACUCUCAGUUUUGCUAGGAAGUGGUUGGAAUAGAAGUUUGUCUCUCUUGGAGCAGGGCCCGAGUUGGCGUAUCUGAUUUCAUUAAGAUGUUGCAGCAAGCUCCGUUGAAUAAAGAUUCUAAAUCCAAAUCACAUUUUUGUCCUUUGCUUCACUUUCCACAAGCCAUAAAAGGCAAAGAUUUGAUCUGAACACAGUGAAGGGUAAUUUAGGUUUAGACAGAGAGUGCUUGAUAAAGAUAGAUGAUGUUGGAAAAAUAGAUCACAGAACCCCACUCUGUGCAUUUCUGUCACGCACCUUUGGUGUAAAAUCCAUUACCUUUUCCCAGCCUCCAUGGAGUGUCCAAUCGUUUUGUUGUUAAAUCUCUGAAACUCAUUCUAAAACUCAUCCUGUUGUACGUCCGCUACUUAUGAAUGGGUUUUAAUUUGCCAGGCACAUCACUGACACCCCACCCCUGCUGCCAUCUUCAUAUGUGUUUGUGCAGUGUAGACCAAGAGGCCUGGCUAUUCUUGAUCGCACCAGAAGUCUCCUCUACAGCACUUGUACAGGGCGAGUGUGCCAAAGCUUUAAAAUCAAGGAUAUCUGCUCUUUACUCUUUCCUUCCUUCUUGAGCCUUUUUUGAGGAGGGCAGCAUAAAAGAGUCCUUGUCUGAAAUGGUCCCUCUGUGGCUGGGUGCAGUAAACUGCUCUAGUUCAUAAAUUGUGUAACAAAGAUGUGAUCUCUAUCAUGACUGUCUAGACCAUUUUGGAUUUGCUCUUAUCUUGGGGCCAAGAGCUAUCAGUCGAAGACACCCAUUACAGACCCUUUAAAGAUUUAGUGUUUUAUGCUUGCAACCAUUACAUCUGAAACAGUUCCACCUUUGCUUACUGGACCCCAUAAGAUAAAAACAGGUGGCAUCAUUUGCUCACUCAGUCUUCAGGUAUGGGGCCUAGAGUAUAUUGUUUCUAGUUAAAGUGUUUACUAUUCUAACCUAUAUUUAUUUCUUUGUCUAAGGCGGGGAGUGAUGGGGAAAGCAUUGGGAAUUGUCCCUUCUCCCAGAGGCUCUUCAUGAUCCUUUGGCUCAAAGGAGUUGUCUUCAAUGUCACCACAGUGGACUUAAAAAGGUGGGUCCUUUUCUCAUUAUUAUUAUUAUUAUUAUUAUUAUUAUUAUUUUGUAAUCUCAUCCUCCUUCUCUUUAGUUUUGGCUUCAUAAUAGGGCUGGGCGAUAAACCGUAAAUUUACCAAUACCAAAAUUUACGACAAUAACCGACAGCAAUAAAUUUGGUGCCAAAAAAAAUGAAAUAAAAGUUGGUUUCAGAUGUGUGUAGGUAGGCUAUAAUCUCAUGUCUCUUUUAAGAUGCUGUCCUACGUCAGAGACGUGACUCCACCCCAUCUAGUCUGUAACAAAGAGGGAAAGACAAGUGAGGAGAUGGAGGAUGGUUCAAAAGUUGUUGUGGCUGGAGCGGCGGCUGAAGUAGACAAAGUUAAUGUGGUAGGGGGUGAGCAGCUUGUGGAGUAGUUAUCGUCUAUUUAUUGUUAUCGAGGUGAACUUCUCAAUAUAACGUGAAAUUGAUUUGAGGCCGUAUCGCCCAGCCCUACUAUAUAACCAGUAUAUGAAAAGAUAUUCGUCUUCUUUUCCUCUUCUGUGUUUUCAUAUAACCUUCUGAGGUGGUUUGAUCCAACACCACCUCAAAUGUGCUCAUUGCUUCCCUGCUGCUUAUUUGGUUUUCCCAUGACCCUUUCCCAGGCUGUAGAAGAUUAGAGUCAAAUAAACAUCCAGACUUUGGAGGCUAUUUAAGGUUCUUCACUUGCUUACUUCCUGCUUAAAUCUUAGUGGGGAACAUGUUAUUUUUCAGCCCUGGGAUCAGAAAAACUCACUACCCUCUACAAUUUUCAAUGCACCAUAACUUUUUCCUCCCAGCUGCAGAAGCCAACUUGCCUUUCACAUGUGGACACCAGAAGCACUUUACCAAACCCACUAUGUUUUCUGCGUGUAUGAUUCAUCUAAAUGCCCUUCUAAUGUUUUUUCCACUAAUACAGCUCAUGCACAUUCCAGGUUAUUUUCAGGUUUGGUCAGUAACUUGUUUUUUAUAUGGUCAUCCUCAUCAUGUGUCUGUGAUUUUGAGUUGUUAGAUUAGAGCCUUCUCCUCUGAAGACCACCGCUAGUUCUGAAAAUAUGAUCUGGAUUGAACAAAUGUGGCAUUUUAAACCGCUAAAAAGAAGAAAGCAGCCUGUGUUGGAGUAGACAUUUGCUUUUACCUCUGCGAGCACAUUAAAAGUUAGGGCGGGCGUGGUCUGGGGUAUAUUUGCAUGGAUUGUGUAUUUGCAUUUCCCUGGCAGAGGCCCUUUGACUUAAAACAGUGCUUGCUGAUAUCCUGUAAAAGGCAAUGGAGGAUGUCCGCCCACUUGGAACUGUUUACCCCUCGUCUCUUCGUUCAGCCCUCUGUUUUUUUCUUUCUACAGUAAAAGGGGGUUCAGACUUUGGAGUUUCUCAUUCUAACUAGUGUCUGUAGUCUCAUGUGAACAUAAAGAGCAACUGUGCAUUACAGUAUAAGGCGUGUGUUUGCUAUAUUUAUGGCUCUUUUAUGGUUGUAUUGAAAUAGGAGAACACGUGCCUGUCAUAAGACAUGGAAAUAACACCCCUGCCUUAAGUUGUUGUAAAGAUCACUGAGCCUCUCUUAGGUCAGGGCUUUUGUUUUAGUCCUUAUUUUUUGAAAGUCAGUGAUUCUCAAGGCAAAAUGCUAUCUCCUCCAUGAUGUCACUGAAUGAGGGUGCCACUUCCCUUUUGCAUGCCAGAGAGUUGAAGUUAUUUCCUGUUUUAUGCGCCCUCAGAUGCCUUGUCCCAAACUUCUGAUUCAGCUGGACUAAGAGAGUCUCUGUGACCGCUGUUUAUAGCAAUGAGUGAAUUUAUGCUGUCUGCUGGUUUGUUAAGAUGCUGCUGUGUUGACUGGAUAUCAACUGUCUACAGAUUUAUUAAGUUCACACUUCUCAUCAAGCACAUGCUCAUUUUUGUUUUAAUGUGUCAGUGGCAUCUGCCUGUAAGAGACAUCUGGUACAAAAUGUGCUGGUUUGGAGGCCAUGCUGAGAAACAAAACACCGAAGCAUGCUCAUGGAGACAAACACUUUGUUAAAGAGAGAGAGCAUUGUCUUUGUUAUUCUUGUUCAUAGUACUUUUAUGUUAUACUUGAAUGUGGUGCUACAUAAGUUUUAUUUUCAUACAUCUAUACCCAUUGAUUAUAAAAACAUUGCACACUUGUUUGACUCAGUUUUGUUUUCUUCGGUGACUAAAGUGAAUCCACUUGUCUUUCAGGAAACCAGCAGAUCUCCAGAACCUGGCCCCAGGCACACACCCACCCUUCAUCACCUUUAAUGGGGAAGUCAAAACUGAUGUCAACAAGAUUGAGGAGUUCCUUGAAGAUGUCCUCUGCCCACCUAAGUAAGUGCUUAUAGUUUUUACGGCAAAGUUAAUGAGCACAUGUUGAUAGGUAGUGGCCUUAUACGGGUUUCUGUUGCUAUAAAUUGUUUAAGAAUUGCAUUGUUGUAUAAUUUUUUUACUGUUAAGAAACACCUCCAAGACCAAAAACAAACACCUGUCACUCUAUAAGUUAAAAACGUAAUAGUUAUAUAACAUGAAGUGUAUAAACAAACACGUGAAAUAGUUAUAGAAUACAGAAGUGAAAGGUGGGUUUAUGUUGGUCUAUGAACAUUGAGAGAUAAACUGUAGACUCUGAAGUUACUGUUUCACCCACCUUUAUUUACAUAAAGUAUCUGUUGUGUUGUCUUUGUUCUCACCUGCAGGUUUAUCAAACUUGGUGCAAGACACCCUGAGUCAAACACAGCUGGUAUGGACAUCUUUGCCAAGUUUUCAGCAUUCAUCAAGAACUCCAAACCAGAAGGAAAUGAGGGUAAUUACAUUUAUCUGUCUUUAAUAUAAACACACACACGACUGGACACACAAGUUAUGAACCUAGAGACCUUUCUAGUUGUUUAAGCGAAGUUCUCCGGUUGCUCAGGGACAUUGUAAGCCCUGUCCUGAUUGGUACAUUACAGCCACAGUGAGUCACACAGAGCUUUUGUUCAGCUGCUAUUCCUGCCUUCAUGCUCACCGUCUCACCUGGUGGAGCUCUCCAAAAAUACAGAGCAGCUAAAUCAGGGAACAGACAAGUGCUUUGUUUCUUACCUUUAUGGUUUUAAACUUUGUUGUGUUGACCCGUCUCUAAAAAGGUCAGCGAAGGGUCCACAGCUUUGAUUUAUAGUACAAAGAAUGUGUUGACUUUUAUUCAAUUUCAGUUGUAGAACUUGCACAACUGAUUUUACAGAGAAAAGUGUAUAAUACUUUAAAAAUACCAAGACUUUGCAUCAUGUUUUGGUUGGCUGUUCUCCACCCUGGGAAAAUAUUGAACCAUGGUGAGCUGGAUGUGAAAGCCAAGGCUGUGUCAACAAUCUGAGGCUGAAUGAUAAGUGUUCUCCAAAGUCCCAGCAAAAUCUAUAAUGAAACAACCAAAUCAAGUUUUCAGGACAUUCAGGUCAUAUUUUACUACAAUAGAAGGAGAGGUUUAUGAAUAAUCUCCUAAUAGAUAAGGGAAAUGUGUCUUAUUUACAUUCCACCACUAUACUCCACUGAAAUGUGUUGUUGUUUUAUGAGCUUUUAAAUAUGGUAUUUAAGCAGUGUGUUAAACUCAAUGUAUUUAUGUAUAUUGUUAAAAUGAUAGAUUAAUUUAAAAUAGUUUGUAUUAGAUUUUCUUGUCUUUUAAAUGGAAGUUUCCAGCUCAAAUGCUGCACACACGGCUGGAUUUUGGUCAAUUGCUGCCCUCAUGUGGUUGAUCAUCAUACUAGUUUAGUGAAGCUGCAUAGGAUGACCCCAGAAAAGCCAUGAUUCAAUAUAGUUGUGAGCAAAUAAUAAGUAUACAUUGAAUAUGUUGUUAGACUUGCAUUAAAACAGUUUCUAAAGAAGUAUGUCCUGUGUCUUUUUGCAGCUCUGGAGCGUGGACUUCUCAAGACACUGCAAAAACUGGACGAGUAUCUGCGUUCACCACUGCCUGAUGAGAUCGACCACAACAGCAUGGAGGAUGUCAAGGUGUCCAACCGCAACUUCCUGGAUGGUGACGAAAUGACCCUGGCUGACUGUAACCUGCUGCCAAAGUUACACAUAGUCAAGGUGAGACACGAGACUUCAUCUCUGUGGGGAACCACAACAUGUGACGAAAUUUACUCAAAAAUCCAUUUUUUUUGUCAUUGAUUUUCUGUUAAUGGACUAACUUAUAAAUGUGAAGUACAUGGCUGUCAAUGAAUAUUCUAAAUUCAAAUAUAUUAAAAAAAUAGAUUCAAAUGUGAAAAUUAAUAUUCAAAUAUUAAAUAAACAGCAAGAGAAAAAAAAUAGAGUAGGGAGAAAAAAAGAAAAAACAACGGACUGCUUUGCGAGUGAGUGCACUGUAACGACAGGUCAGGGACAGGUCACAGGAGCUGCACCUGCAGUGAGACUCGACAAAAACCGUCCUUGGCACAUGCAAAGAGAGAUGUCGGGUUGUUUGGAGCCAAACUCGGAGAGAAUGGUCUGGACUCCAACGAACUUUAGAUGCUCUGUUUAGAAAUUCUUCGGAUUUUGGGCAGACACGGUAGACGGAAAGAAUGCUGAGCAAGAUAAAGUUAUAUGCAAGCUGUGUAAGCUAGAUAUUCGAAUAUGUUGUUAUUUGUUAUUGUUGUUAUGUGUUACUUUUCAGAACGAAUAUUCAAACGUAAUUUUAGAGCAAUUUUGACAGCCCUAGUGAAGUACAAGUGUGUCUUACUGUACCCAUAGUAUGCAGUUUAACCUGUGGCCCUGUGAGAAAGAACAUCACUCAGAUUUGGUUAAUCGUUCAACCCUCCUCCUCCUCCUCCAGGUUGUGGCCAAGAAGUACAGAGGCUUUGACAUCCCCAAAGAGAUGACUGCAGUCUGGAAGUACCUCAACAACGCCUACACACGCGAGGAGUUCACCAACACAUGCCCCAGUGACAAAGAAAUUGAGAUUGCUUACGGGGAUGUAGCCAAGAGGCUGGUCAAAUGA